Messenger RNA from Daktulosphaira vitifoliae (grape phylloxera), 1231 nucleotides. RefSeq names its product metaxin-2-like. Lineage: Eukaryota; Metazoa; Arthropoda; Insecta; Hemiptera; Phylloxeridae. The record is from RefSeq and is a predicted model, not a curated record. Bases 338 to 1150 code for a protein of 270 amino acids. The transcript has 6 exons. Gene Ontology annotation, cellular component: SAM complex. Gene Ontology annotation, biological process: mitochondrion organization.
AUAUUUUUGAUUGAGUUAAAAUAUGUAUUUGUUAUCAAAGAUAAACGAUUUUUUACUGGCUUCUUCAAAAUGUUAAAAACAGCUGCAAAUGCCAAGGACCCCAAUGACUACCUAAAGGAUUGUAUUUAUUUUAGAAUUUUUAAUGAAGAAGAAGAAUGAAAAUUAUUACUAAAAUUUGAUAUUGAGUAUUGAAGGUUUACUUAGAUUUGUUCAAAUCAAAUUAUUUUUUUCAAUAAGGUGCACAAUAUGUUUUGUCAUGUUUAAAAUCAUUAAUUAUUCAUAAGUAUUAUUUAAGAUUUAGUUGCUCAAUAUUCCAUUAAAAAUUAUAAUAUUAAAUAUGGCUGAACUUCAAAAUACUAUUGGAAUAUUAGGUAGAGAACUAAUUAGAACUCAAAUUACAGGUGAAGGUGAAUGGCCAAAAAAUACAGUUUUAUAUCAACCUUAUGAGACAGAACAGAUGUUAUUGCCUGAUAGUUCAAAAUGUUUGGCUGUCAAAACAUUUUUAAAGAUGUUGAAGUUAGACUUUAUUGUAGAAGCUAGAGAAAAUGCUGAAUACAUGUCACCCCAUCGAGGCAAAGUACCUUUCAUUAAAGCUGCCCAAUUUUUAGUUGCCGAUUUUGAGCCAAUUGUUAACUUUGCUCAAUCUAAAGGUUAUUCAUUAUCAAGCCAUUUGACUGAACCUCAACAAAAGUGGGACCUGAGAGUUUACAUGGCACUUGUAAAUAAUGUUCUAUUAAAUGCUGAGAUCUAUGUCACAUGGAAUCAUGAAUCAACUUAUAAAGAAAUUACUAAACCAAGAUAUAGUUCUGUUUAUCCUUUUCCUUUGAAUCAUUUAGCUACUUACCAUAAACGAAAGACUAUGCUAUCUUAUUUAACUGUAUUAAAUUGGAAAGAUAAAACAUUAGAUGAAGUGUUCAAAGAAGUUGAUAAAGUCUGUUCUUCUUUAUCUAGUGUUUUAGGAGAAAAGAACUACUUUUUCAACAAUAAGCCAACUGAACUAGAUGCAUUAGUAUUCGGACAUUUAUUUGCUAUUAUUACCACACCACUUUUAAAUAACCGUUUUGCUGCAACUAUUAGAGCUUAUGACAACUUGGUACAGCUUUGUGUGCGCAUUGAAAGAGAUUUUUUCCAAUCUAGAAUUCUAAGAUAAAACAUUAGUUUUUUGUUUGGUAAUAUUUUAAAUUAAAGAAUGUUAUAUAGUAUAAAAUAAAAUAUGUGUACUUUAAUUAUA